GCACAGCAAUUCACACAGCACUUCAGUUUGACUUUGCCACUCGCUCCGCUUUGUGUUUGCUUCUCGAAAGGGGAACCUCCAGUCCUCGACUUGAUUCGAUUCGGUUCGAUUCGAUCCGCCCACCUCAGUUCGACGGCGGUGUUCUCAGUGGCUUGCUGUCUCCAUAAUCGACCCAUUAGGCUUGGAUCGUUACCAUGCGGCAUCUGAUGCUUUUGGCCUUAAUUUUCGUGGCUCUGGUCUUGGCCAAGCCAGCGACGGAGGCGCCUCGUCUGCUGAUCGAUUCGGCGCCAUCGGUGGUCUCCUAUCAGGGAUCCUCGCAGGCACAGACCCGAUUCGUCAUCGCACCCAUGGGUCGGUCGUUGGGCUAUGUGGAACCCACCAAUCUCAAUCGAACCUUCCACACGAAGGCCACGCAGGAGAACGGAACCACUGGCUACGAGCAGCUCAACCUGAGUCCGGUCUAUGUGCCCAAUAGUUAGGCAAUGCAGUGUGUAGUUUAAGCUAGUUAAAUGUGUAAAUAAAGGCUGCGUUUAUAACAGUAUGACAUUCCAUUUGUUAGCUCUUUUUUCUAGGAUUCAUAUUGCCGUUUCAUAUUUAAUAUAUUACUUGUUAAUUUGUUGAAAAAUAGGUCUUAAAUUGCAUAUGGAGGAUUUUUUCAUUUUUCCAUUAAUUCCUUUUUUUUUGUUUUUAAAAAUCAGUUUAAUUAAAACUCAUAGUUAUACGAGAAGUCAAGUGCUAACCAAUUUAAAAAUAAUAAAUGUA
Messenger RNA from Drosophila gunungcola (fruit fly), 762 nucleotides. RefSeq lists its product as uncharacterized. The record is from RefSeq and is a predicted model, not a curated record. The transcript has 2 exons. Lineage: Eukaryota; Metazoa; Arthropoda; Insecta; Diptera; Drosophilidae. The coding region runs from base 195 to 479 and encodes 94 amino acids.